AGUAAAGUGGACAAUGGAACCCCGCGGUGAAUGAGUGGGUCGAGGGCGCGGCGAGACAGUACGACGUGAGCCCAGCAGCAAACGUGACUUUCCCUACAUUUGAACGUUACAUUAGAAAAUAUCCCGCUCCUUAAUCUGUGCCGGUGUAUUGCUGACUUGCGGUGGUGUUUGGUUGUCCAUGAAAUGAAAUCACGAUCUUUCCCUGCCCUGGGUCGCAGUGCCAGUGUUGUCAUGUAUUAGACAAAGGCGUCCGCACAGAUGCGUUGACUCCUAGCUGCUCUGCCUCUCCGGUGUGCCUCGGCAGAACUGUGAUCACAUGUUAAAGAAAAGGAACGAAGUUAUCACGGAUAUAGAAAUUUUGUUCAUGUGUCAUUGUUGCAAAGCAACGUGUGACGUCGCCUUCUUCCUGUUCCUUUUACUAUUGGGCUAUUUCUUCGAGUUGCCCUAGUUAAUCUGUUGACUUGAAUUCUUCGUGACGGUGGACGGGAUGGAGGGCAAGACUCGGCUGUGUGUGGUGGUCGUGGUGGUGAUGCUGGCGGCGGCGGGGAAGGGGGUGCGUGGACAGCUUAUAGAUUACAAAGCCUGGCUUGGGGAGGAGCCGCUGACGCCCCAGAGGAUCGUGAACGACGUCGUGGAGUACUUCUCGGUGCGCGAUCCCCACGGCAUUCCUGUAAUGAACGUGCCAGAGCCCAUCUACAUUCCGGGGACGGUUCCUGCCUCUCAGAUCACGUUCUAUGACCCCUACAUCUCCGGCCACUCAGGACUCAGGCUCGAGUACGUCAACGUCAACCUCACCUCUCUCUCGGCCAAAGGCAAGCUCAGUCUGCCGCAUUUUAACCUCAACGGUGGAUACAAGUGGCCUGGUCCCUGGAGCAACAGUGAGGGCCACGCCAACAUCACCAUGACUGGGAUAGAGAUGACCCUCGAUCUCUUCUUCGGCAUUAGUGAUGUCGGACUCUUGACUGUUGAGCCAAAGAUGGACCUUGAGUAUGAGGACCUAAAACUGAACUUCACGGGGCUCACCUACACCCACAGCUUCGUCGUGGGGGCUGCUAAGACCUUCUUCAGUACAGUCAUCGAGCCUAUCAUUUUCAGCAACGUUCAGACAAAAGUUAAAAGUCUCGUCAAUCAGCGCAUAGAGGAGCGUCUCCAGAACCUUACCUUCCCAGACUCCAUUUCUCCCGUGGACUUCGCCUUGGCCAAGAUUCGCAUGGACUUGAGGGAGACGUUGGAGCCAGUGAAGCUCGACGACCAGGAAAUGCACCUGACGUGGGGAGUGACUGUACAGGUGCAGAACAUUGAGCUCGCCGGCGUGACGACCAUUCACCGCACGCAUGAGGUGUCAGCCCAGUUCAUCGACAACGUUGUGUACGUCACUAUCCAGCUCGGGACGCAAACACUGAAGGGAGGCGCUGACUGGUUCCUCUCCGCCUCACUGCUGCCGGCCGUUGGGGGUCACCUGUCGCUGGAGAUAGAGAGUCUGGCCGUGACGGUGGAGGCACAGCAGCCCGCCAACAUCAGGAGCCCGCCCACCCUCAGAAAGAUUGAUAUCAAGCUAGGUAACUUGGCGGUAAGAUCAGACGGUGAUGGCACGUUCGACUACCUAGUGGAGGCGAUGUUGAACAUCCUGCCCAACUGCUUCAGGAAUCAAAUCAUGGACAAGGUGGAACCCGUGAUACAUCAGAAAGUACAGAAAGAGUUCAACAAAUUUGACGUCUACAGGAUGGUGAUGGACAAACUGGCAGAAAGGCAGCAGCAGCAGCAGCAGCAAAUGGAGGCGUCAGCUUAACACACACACACACACACUCACACUCACACACGCAGGUCUUCCUGGAAUGACCGCGUAUACGUAGCAUAUAUCAAAAUUUUAGUGCUUCUUCUCAAAACAUGUUGAUAAUAAAUAACUAGAGGACUUCAUAAUCUUCGCUAUCUACUAUCAAUGCCCGAGGAAAUCGAAGAAAAACUCUUAUAUUCUUUUAACAAUAUAAAUAUCAAAUAGUAAUAUUCCUCCACUUAAGUAUUAUAACAUUGAUCGUCGUCUUACAGAGUCCUUGCUAUAUAUAAUUAACCAUAGGCAGUCUGUCUUUUGCAAUGACAUGCAUCUAAUAGUAAACUUAUCAGACGAGGUGUUCCUCAGGGAUGUUAUGAUGGUAAUAACUGGCAAGGUGUGUGGUUUCGCUGAUGGUUUCAAUGGGAACGUAGAAAACUUAUCCUAAGUGGAGCAUUCGUCGGUGUGCUGCGUGUCAAAUGUAACGCUGUGGCCUUCUCAGGAUUUUGGUGGUGAACUAUACUAAGGAAUUUAGUGGGUUUGCAGUCACAGGGUAGUGAUUGGGUUGGGUGCUGUAUCCAGGAGUGGUUGGCCGGCGCUGAGUGGUGAGGUGUGUUUUGCUGUAGUGCCUUGGUAGCCGGCUGCCAUCACGCCGGCGGCUGUAGCCUUAUGUCAGCCCGUGAGAAAAGACACAGUUACAG
Molecule: messenger RNA, 2469 nt
Organism: Scylla paramamosain (green mud crab)
Lineage: Eukaryota; Metazoa; Arthropoda; Malacostraca; Decapoda; Portunidae
Exons: 12
Coding region: 488-1789 (433 amino acids)
Source: RefSeq, a predicted model, not a curated record